This is a messenger RNA of Pseudocercospora fijiensis CIRAD86, 1575 nucleotides long. RefSeq lists its product as uncharacterized. The transcript has a single exon. The record is from RefSeq and is a predicted model, not a curated record. Bases 1 to 1575 code for a protein of 524 amino acids. Lineage: Eukaryota; Fungi; Ascomycota; Dothideomycetes; Mycosphaerellales; Mycosphaerellaceae.
AUGCUCAAAUUGCUUGAAAGAGGCUCACGACUCGGCACACUGAAUCUGCUUGCCGGCAGCACAAGCGUAGCAGGAACUGUCCUGUACCAAGCAGCACUUCGCCUGCCAAGCUUCGUCGGCCUAGCGCUCAUUGUUACUUGGGCCCUGUCACCACUGGGAGGACAAGCCUCAUUAAGGGUUGUAUCGAUUGGAACCUCUUCGAUCAGCAGCACGAGCGAGACUAGCUAUAUGUCUACGAACAAGUCGUUCGAUGGCUUCGUCACCGGGGAUCUUGGACAGAUGCAGACCAUGAUCAACGGCCUCUUCAACGCGGCACUUCUUGGGCCCGAGCAGACCAAAGCAUCGCCCGUCGACACGUGGAGUAAUGUCAAAGUGCCGCAGCUCGAGGCAUUAAGCAACAGCGAGGAUGCACUACUGCAUCACAAAUGGCUCGACGUCCCCUCCGAGAAUGUUACUUACUCUUCGCUCAUCGGUCUCCCUGUGUCACAAUUUCCUAGCACCAGUGAGAGCACAUUCACUCUCGAAACGUCGUAUUUCGUUUUGGAUUGCCCUAUCUUGUCAAAUAAUACAUAUCCUCAACACUGGGGAAAUGUGAGCAAUGGCGACUAUGGACAGGGCUUUACCGGAGUUAGUGCAGCUUCAGCCGGAAUGGGAGGCACUGUACUCACCAAUUCCACCACCUGUCGUGGAGAUCCGGACAAUCCGGCACUACCACCACGCUACCUUGCAUGGAAUAGCUUUGACGACGACGGUCGUGUUUCGGCGCUUUGCACAGCCCGGAUGACCUACGUGGAAGUUGAUAUCAAAUGUACUGGAUCGAACUGUGCAGCAACUAGAAUUCGCAACUCGACUCUUCCGCAUCCGAGCCGUGCCUGGACAUGGCUCGAUGGUCCUGUAGGCUCCUGUAUCUGGUGGCGCUACUACUUUCACUAUUUUCUCGCCACCGUCGUGAUUAACAGAAGUGGUACGAGUACACCUCUCGAAGGCUAUCUCAUGGAGCCAGACGCCCCAGCAUCUCCAAACAUGCACCAAUCACUCACUCACCUCGACCACAAAGUCUUCGCCACAAGGUUCGCGCAAUUGAUGAAUGCUUUCUGGACAAUUUGUGCCGGACCAUACGCCGUGGCUUACGGCUUCGAUGGAGAAGCGACGAAUCUAAACAAUAAUGGGACGGGUGUCGCCCGUACUUGGCAGUCUCUCUACAAUUCCGAGCGAGCAAACACGACUGCACAGUCAGUUCAUACUUUCAAAGUGAUUAAAUGCAACGCCGGCUGGCUAGCGGCGCUUCUUCUGGCGUCGCUACUGCUUGUAGUGGCCUGCAUCGCUGGGAUUGUCUUGCGCUUUAAGCUUACGACUCCAGAACUCAUGCUCAACUGGACCACGGUGAUCAGAGACAAUCCAUACGUCGAUGGUCCGAUUUCCGACUCUCGGGUUGAUGACAUCCAUCGGUCGAGACUGUUGAGGAAUGCGAAGAUUAGAUUUGGUGAUGUUGAGCCGGCGAGUGAGGUUGGACAUUUGGCGAUCGCAUCGGUUGGAGGCAAUGAUGCUGUCGCGCGGGCGGUACGGGAUAAGUAG